ACUAGUCCAUUAAACAUAGAAAUACAAAUUAUGUAUUUUCUAAUAAAAUUAUAUUACAACAUUCUACUGAAACAUUUAUAGUACGGCUAACAUUCUUUAUAAUAUAUGCAGUCUACUGCCGCGUAGGAAAACUCCGGAAAGAACAUAUUUCGGACAGCAACCUACACGUGCCUUUCCUAUUCCUAAUUCAAGAGUGCUUGUUGCUGUGUAUGUACCAGGCAAGAAAACUUAUGUAUUAUCUUAAAAACAGGGGAAAUUAGUAAGCUGCAGAAUGCUUAAGUCAAAAACAUUUGUGAAAAAAACCCGUUCCGGUGGGGUUAUGAAGAUAGUCCGUGAGCAUUAUCUGAGAGAUGACAUUUGGUGUGGAAGUGAAUUUUGUGUUGAAUGCAAACAUGAUUCAACCGUGCUGCAGAAAGAAGCCGUUAUCGAAAGCGACUUGUGUUCGUCCCCUCACUACAUAAUUCCAGACACAAACGUUGUAUUACAUCAGAUUGAUAUUCUUGAAGAUCCUUUGAUCAAGAACGUGAUAGUUCUGCAAACAGUUCUGCAAGAGAUCAGACAUAGAAGUGCCCCAGUCUACAAAAGAAUCAAAGACGUCAUCCAUACUGCAGCAAAACAUUUCUACACUUUUACUAAUGAACAUCACAGGGAAACGUUCAUCGAGCGAGAACAGGGAGAGAGUGCAAAUGACAGAAAUGACAGAGCAAUCCGCACUGCAGCGCAGUGGUACAGUGAACACUUGAAAAAGGCCCCAGAUGCUCAAGACCUGAAAAUAAUUUUACUUACGAAUGACAAAGCGAACAAGCAGAAAGCGGAGGAGUGUGGUCUGAGUGCAUAUAAAUGUGAAGAGUAUAUAAAGAGUUUGAUUGCUAAUCCUGAGCUGGUGGACCGACUUGCUUUAAGUUCAGAUGACAUCAAUGAAAUCACAACCGGUAAAGUUCUCUUCCCGGAGCAUCUUCCCCUCUCCCGCAUCCAGGCCGGGAUCAAGAGUGGGAGUCUCCUCCAAGGAACGUUCCGCGCUAGCAGGGAUAAUUACCUUGAGGCCACUGUCUUCAUCCAAGGCGACGGAGAAGAUAGUACAGAGGUUCUGAUCCAAGGCCUGCAGAACCUGAACCGGGCCGUGCACCAGGAUGUGGUGGCGAUGGAGCUGCUGCCGCGGGAGGCCUGGGCCUCCCCCUCCUCCUUGGUUCUCCUGGACGAGGGCCCCAAGGCUGACUCUGAGAACCUGGAAGAGGAGAAUGUGCUGAACUGUGCUGCCAGCAACGCCCUGUUGAAACCUACCGGAAAGGUGGUGGGCAUUAUUAAACGAAACUGGAGACCGUUCUGUGGGAUGCUUUCUCAGUCCCACAUCAAAGAGGCAACAAGACAUUUAUUUACACCGGCUGACCGUCGUAUUCCCAGGAUCAGAGUAGAAACCCGGCAGGCGGCAACCUUGGCGGGUCAGAGGAUCAUGGUGGCCAUUGAUGGCUGGCCCAAGCAUUCUAGAUACCCCAACGGUCACUUCGUGAAGGCGUUGGGUAACGCCGGGGAUAAGGAGACUGAGACGGAGGUGCUGCUGCUGGAGCAUGACGUUCCUCAUCAGGCCUUCUCUCAGCUUGUCCUCAGCUUCCUUCCCAAAAUGCCUUGGGCCAUCACAGAAGAGGUAAUAAGACCCCUGUGCUGUAAUGCGAUGGUUCGGACUCUCUCUGGUUCGUUCCACAGACUGGCGUUUUCCUGCAUAUGGGAAGUGAACCAGGACGCUGAAAUUCUCCACACAAGAUUUACAAAAAGCGUAAUAAACUCCAAGGCCUCGCUCACAUACGCCGAGGCACAGAUGAGGAUAGACGAUUCCAACAUGAAUGAUGACAUCACCAAGAGCCUGCGGGGGCUAAACAGGCUGGCAAAGAUCCUUAAAAAGAAGAGAAUUGAAAAGGGUGCACUGACCCUGUCUUCUCCUGAAGUUCGCUUCCACAUGGACAGUGAGACCCAUGACCCAGUAGAUCUCCAAACCAAAGAACUCAAGGAGACCAACUCCAUGGUUGAAGAGUUCAUGUUGCUGGCCAACAUAUCGGUAGCGCAGAAGAUCUACGACGAGUUUUCUGAGUGUGCUCUGCUCAGGAAGCAUCCAGCUCCACCGCUGUCCAACUAUGACAUCCUGAACAAGGCUGCCAAGUCAAGAGACGUUGUGGUCCAGAUGGACUCCGCCAAAGCCCUGGCUGACUCCCUGGACCGGGCCCAGAUUAAGGACUUCCCGUAUUUCAACACUCUGCUGCGUAUCCUGGCCACUCGCUGCAUGAUGCAGGCUGUCUACUUCUGCUCUGGAAUGGACAGCGACUUUCACCACUAUGGCCUGGCAUCACCCAUCUACACCCACUUCACCUCGCCCAUCAGGAGAUAUGCUGACAUUAUAGUACACCGGCUGUUGGCGGUGGCCAUUGGAGCAGACUGCACCGACCCGGACCUGCUGGACAAACAUAAGCGUUCGGCUCUGUGCAACAACCUGAACUACAGGCAUAAGAUGGCUCAGUAUGCCCAGCGGGCCUCCGUCGCACUCCACACUCAGCUGUUUUUCAAGAGCCGGGGGGUUCUGAAUGAAGAAGGUUUCAUCCUUUUUGUGAGGAAGAAUGCCAUCAUUGUCCUCAUCCCAAAGUUUGGAUUGGAGGGUACAGUGUUCUUCGAGAGCAAAGACAAGAUCACGCCCCCUCUGACUUUUAACGAAGAGGGGCCUACGCUGACCGUGCAGAACCACACUUUUCACUUGUUUGACAGAGUGAAAGUAACCAUCAGUUUAGAUUCGUCAAACAUUCAACACCAGAAAAUAAGAAUGUCCAUCAUAGAGCCAGUGAUUCCAGGAGUCAGUGUUGAUCCCCCUGAGAUGGAGCCUCAGACAAAGAAAGCCAGGCUUAACCCCUGAGAUCAGGGGUCUGUUACAUCAGUGGUUGGUGUAUUUACUCACCUUUCUGCCAUACUUAAUUCUCAGUUAGUUUUUUAUAAAACAUUUAGCCCAAAUUGGUACAUUUUAAGUAUGAUAUAUUUUUUCUAGGACUCCUUGCCAGAUCCUUAGAAGAACAAGUUUAAGUAAUUUAAGUCUAGAGCCUGGAAAAACCUGCUUAAGACUUUAAAAUAAAUGUUUCAAUUAAAUCCCUUUGCCUGUGUAUUUUAAGGACAUUAUGAACUUUUUUCCCCUGAUGGUGAUCUAUUUUAUAAUUUAUAUUUUUGACAAGAUUUUAGAAUUUUGUACUUACUGUAGAAAUUCCUUAUCUUUUUUUUUCCAUUUCAACAUCCAGGUUUAUCAAAGCAAUGCUCUUUGUUACACAUUAUCUGACUAAUAAAUCUAGCUUUACUGAAG
Paramormyrops kingsleyae is the source of this 3328-nucleotide messenger RNA. NCBI's taxonomy places the organism in Eukaryota, Metazoa, Chordata, Actinopteri, Osteoglossiformes, Mormyridae. The record is from RefSeq and is a predicted model, not a curated record.